Paramecium primaurelia is the source of this 955-nucleotide messenger RNA. Lineage: Eukaryota; Ciliophora; Oligohymenophorea; Peniculida; Parameciidae. The record is from the annotation of a GenBank genome assembly.
AUGUUAGCCUUAGUCAAUACGACAUCAUCUUCAUUAAGGGGAGGUGGUUGUGGAUCUUUUAGAAUGAAUCCAAGAACAUAUGGAAACUUAGAGUCAGAUAUUUAAGAUUUAGACAAUUUCAUCACCAAGUUUAAUUCUGUUGUUGAAAUAAUUUGUGCUAAAGCUGAUGUUGCUAUCAAUUCAAUAGAAUUUUCAAAAAUAAUGAUAGCCAUACAAUGGUUUAUUUUUUAAGAGGAAAACAUAUACAAACUCAAUAAGAAUCCCUUAUAUCGUGAAAUCAUACAACCUGAUUGUAGAGGGAAUCCGAAAAUUAUUGAAAAGUUGCUCGAUCUAUAUUAGAACAGACUAGUUUAAAUGUUUAUAUAUCCUAUAGAUUACAGCAUCUCUAUCUAAAGCCAUAUUUAGUUUCCAUGCAAUAAAUAGCGAUAGAAUUAUGAAUUUUGAUUUAUAAAAGUAAUUUUUAGACAUUUCUGAUGACUUAAAGUAAUAAAUAGAAAUAGAGAAGAAUGAUUUGAUUUAGAUUUAAAUGGAAGUUUAUCUUUUCUUAAAAAAACUUCUUUCGAGAUAGCUUCAAAUAAUAAUCACGAAAGGGAGGAUAUUGUAAAAGGAUUUGUAAGUGGUAUAUUUGGAUCGUUAAUACAAUUAAAACUUAAUGCUGAAUUACUUGAAUCCUUAUUUAAGGCAGCCUGCCAAAUUCACAACAUACAUAAUGGGAAAUCAUUAAUUAUUUAAAAAUGACCUUUAACAAAAUUUGGAAGAAAUAAUCUUUCAUAUUGAAAAAACGCAUGAAAAACUUGUUAAAAAUUCAAACAAUUGGAUGAAUCAUUUUUUGUGGAUUUAAAUGAUUGGGAAAAUUUUAGUAUACAAUCCUCUAAUUACAAAAAAAAAUUAAAAUAGUUAACUAGCUCAUUCAAUCUUGAAGCCAAAUCAAUAUAUAUAUGGAAGGAAUAUUUGA